This is a messenger RNA of Drosophila busckii, 2345 nucleotides long. Its product is annotated as SET and MYND domain-containing protein 4-like. Gene Ontology annotation, molecular function: protein binding. The record is from RefSeq and is a predicted model, not a curated record. The transcript is spliced from 3 exons. NCBI's taxonomy places the organism in Eukaryota, Metazoa, Arthropoda, Insecta, Diptera, Drosophilidae. The coding region runs from base 22 to 2298 and encodes 758 amino acids.
UUCUUAUUCAGAGAAAUUGUUAUGGAUGCAUUGUCGAAUGUUUUAAACAAGCAAAGUUAUUUACUUGCUUUUCCUGGCGAUGCAGUGCAUCAGAACGAGCUUGUAACAUUUCAAUUGAUUCAUAGUUUGCCCGACAAGCAAGCACGCUGCUUUAAAAAGCUGACCUUGGAAUUUCUCGAGACUUGCCAGCAACCACAUGAAGUAGAAAAAUAUGCUCAGCGGUCGCGUGCACUGAGGGAGCAAGGCAAUCGAAUAUUUAACGACAAGACAACCAAUCCGCUGGCAAGUCAGUCUGAGCGCUUGCUUGGAGCAUGUGAACUCUACACCAAGGCUAUACUGGAAGCAGAAAAUGCAUUCGAGGAGCUAUGCCUGGGUUAUGCCAAUCGUGGCAUGGCUCUUCAGGAGUUUGGAUAUUACCAGCAGGCAUAUGAUGACUGCGCCUCUGCUUUGGAGUUUGGUUACCCAAAAAAGAAUCAGCACAAACUUAUUAUGCGUCAGGCCUUUUGUGCCUCGAAGAUGGGAGACUUUGAAAAUCUGGCGGAGCACAUCAACUUCCUGGAUGAAAUGAAGCUUAAUGAGAGCUUUUCUCAGCAGCUGGAGCAACUUAAGAAAGAGGUGCCAUCAAAGCAAAGCAACCCAGCUUUAAACAAAGCACAGACAACAAGUGAUACAAUAAUCAAGAAGCACAAAGUCGUUAAAGGUGUUGGUAUAAGAGGACGUUACCUAGUUGCCACCGAGAGCAUUAUGAAAGGAGAGCUUUUAAUUAAGGAACCUGCUCUCUGUUUUGUGCCCACAUCGGAAAUACAGAUUUGCCAGCAGUGCGCAUGCACUUUGAUGUGUACACCCAUACCAUGUCCGCUAUGCCAUCAACGUACCGUUUACUGCUCCCGGCGAUGUCGUCAGUUACAUGCUGACAUACAUCGCUUUGAAUGCGCCGCCUACAAGAUGGGGCUUGUGGAAAUCCUGGGUGUUUCGUAUCUGGCCUUGCGCUUGGUUAUUGUAAAUAUGCCCCAGUGGCUGGGCCAUUUGGCCAAGCGUGCCAACGCCAAUACGCAACAGCUGUGGGAGAGUCUUAUGGAAAUGACUGACGAAGAGCAAGACCCUCAGUGGAUGCACAUGAGUAUGACCUCGCACUUAAACAAACUGCCUGCAACGGAUUCUAUUCGCACUUACCACACGCUCUGUGCAAACUUACUACAAACGCUUCUCUACAAGAGCACAAAUUUCUAUGAUCAGUUGCUGGACUGCACCAGUGCCUCCGCAGAAGACUGGCAUGUCGUUCUUGGAGCUUUAAUUCUACGCAGUGCAGGCCAGUUGCUUGUCAAUGCCUGCGCAGUUCCUGUUGUGAUGCCAGAUCUCGAGAGGAGCGAGUUUGCGAUGCUGCAGACGACGCUAUGGACGCGGCCUUAUCACCUGAAAAGAGGCGCUCUCCAUAAGUUUGAGAAGCUCAUUGUUGCCAUGUGCAUGAACUUGCCAAAUCUAAGUAUGGCCAAUCACGCCUGCACGUCAUCCAUAUGCAUUAAAUAUGAUGGACCCGCCGUGAGUUGUUACGCCAUGCAUGAUAUUAAAGAGGGAGAGGAGAUCUUCAAUUGUUACACCGUAGACUGCAGGAACACAAUGUUGUGCGAGCGCGAGAAGGAGUUGAAGAAGAACUAUAAUUUUCGCUGUCGCUGCACAAAGUGCUUGCGUGUGCAGCCCGAUGAGGAUUAUUUGACUUUUCAUCGUUACCGUUGCCGGAAUCCGCGUUGCUUUAGCACGUAUGUGCCCAAGCAAACUCCCAAAAUGGAGAACUUGUGUUGGUGGCUUAGUGAAGAGGCCACAAUGUCUCUUUAUUGCACGGUAUGCGGCGAGUUACAGUCUCUUUAUGAAUACAAUCAGUUUCUGGAUCUGAUAGAUCGCUGCAAAGAAAUUCAGAUUCGUCGACAACUAUAUAAAAUCUUCAACGAGCUGAACUAUCUUCUGGCCUACAAUAGUUUGAAAUUGAGUAUUGCCAAGGAGAUCGUCAAGUCAUGCUUUGCAGCUCAGGAUGACGGCUCCAUGUUGGAUGAUACGGACUAUAGACAGCUUUUGGGUAUUAUCAAAUAUCUACUAAAUGGCACAGCAGUGCAGUGGGGAUGCUACUCCACCGUUUAUACAAGCAAGCUGACCUAUCUAUGGGACUGCAUUGCCUUGGGCAAAUAUAAAUGUGGCAUGGAGGAAAUGCAAUCUAUGUUGGCUGCAGUCGAAUAUCUUCGGGAAGAGACCAAAACAGUAUUUAUCAACUAUUACAAGGAUUACAUUGAAGCGCACUAUACCUAAAUAUAUUACUAUUAUACUUUGAGCUGUUAAGUAGAUUUGAAUUUCUU